Messenger RNA from Sycon ciliatum, 1773 nucleotides. Its product is annotated as leucine-rich repeat-containing G-protein coupled receptor 5-like. NCBI's taxonomy places the organism in Eukaryota, Metazoa, Porifera, Calcarea, Leucosolenida, Sycettidae. The transcript has 17 exons. The record is from RefSeq and is a predicted model, not a curated record. The coding region runs from base 241 to 1773 and encodes 510 amino acids. Gene Ontology annotation, molecular function: protein binding.
AGACAUAGCCUGGAAUUUUGCAACUCAUUAGGAGGGGCCACACUGGCUACUCCGGUGAAUGCUGAGCAUUACGAGUGUAUUCGCCACAUUAAACCACCGACCAAAGCAAUAUGGACUGGUAUUUACUCGCGGACGUAUACUACCCAAACUUGGAUAAGUGUUGAAGAUGGCUCCGCUGUACCAUCCACUCAAUGGAAUGCUCAACAGCCCACCACAUCCCCUGCUAAACGUUGUGUCCAGAUGUUGGCUCAUAGCGUGUCUGGAGGUGGAAAAUGGGAGAACACGUUCUGUGACAUGCAACUGCCAGCUGUCUGCCAAAGACAAAAAGCUGGUUCUCAACCAUCAAUGAUGCCUCCAACUACUCCGGUGUCAUACGACAAGCUAAAACGGCGGGAAGCCAAUAAUGUGUGCCGUAAUAUUUCCGAAAACAAUAAUAGGAUUGAUAGUGAUUGCCGUUUCCAAGGCCUCAUUACAAUACCGAUCCGUCUGCCAAAGACUAUUAUACACCUGAAUCUCUCCCAUAACCACAUCUCCAGGUUCAAGCCGAAGAACUUGCAAAGAUUGGGAACAAGAUAUUUGGAAACAUUAGAUUUAUCCUACAACAACUUUGAAGUCCUGGAAGCUUAUCAAUUCAACUAUCUUGUCCGAAACAAGUUCAGACAAAGUAUCAGCGGUGCCAUAUAUUAUGACUUGCGCCUCAGCAACAACAACAUGAGGAUGAUUGACCCAAAUGCUUUCCGAGCAGACCGAACGGAUCAUCUGGUAUUAGAAAUGAGUGCCUUGUACCUCGACCACAACAAGCUCACUUCCUUACCUCCCCACAUGUUCGACGACGCUGAUCACGCCAUGAACAAAUUAGACGUCUCAUACAACAUGAUCAGCAACAUCAGGGGAGAUGAGAUACCCAGCAUUAGGUAUUUGGGCAUACGUAACGUAGACCUCUCUUUUAAUUUACUGAAAUCAGUACCCACGCUGAUGAUAACGGACAGAGUGGAACAUCUAAAUGUACUAAACCUGGAAGGGAAUCAGAUCAGCCUGAUACGCAACAAUGCUUUCGCAAGGGCCAGGAAGGUUUAUGAGUGGAGUUACCUCGAAAACUUAAACGUGGCUGGAAACUUCAUCACCAAAAUUGAGCCCAAAGCCUUCCAUGGUCGAGCUGCUGCCUUGCUCAAUCUAAACCUGACUCGAAAUCUCCUCACUUCCUUGCACGGUGUCCAGAAUCUCCACCUUCUGCGUCAUUUGGAUAUUUCAUACAACCGUAUGCAAGAAAUUCAACUUCCGUCGGACAUUGGAUUACACAAACUCAGGACAUUAAAUUUGAAGGGAAAUGUGAUCAAGGUUGUCCGGAAUGGUGACUUGGCCCACAUCAAUCACCUCUAUCAGGUAGAUCUGAGCGACAAUGUCAUUGACACCAUAGAGCCAUCGGCAUUCUACCACAUGCCUUCUUUGUCAAACCUGGACUUGAGCAACAACCAGAUCACAUCUCUUCCAGGCGAAAUGUUCCUCAGUGUGGGGUUUACCAGCAUCAAUGUCACACAAAUCAACCUCAAGGGUAAUCAGUUUGUUAGGAGUGCAUUCUGCAACUUGACAGUCCUGUUCGAGAGCCUAUCUCUUACCACGAAGACAAGCAGGGCUCAGUUGGUACCAACCUUCCUCAGUCGAAUUGAACCCGCGGACCUGCAGCUCAGGCUUACUAAGUACGCCAACGAUAAUAUUGAUGAUGGACAGGGGACAGAACGUACUAGUGUGUCAAUAGCUAAUGGAGUGAAGUGA